This is a messenger RNA of Mus caroli (Ryukyu mouse), 4691 nucleotides long. Lineage: Eukaryota; Metazoa; Chordata; Mammalia; Rodentia; Muridae. The record is from RefSeq and is a predicted model, not a curated record.
GGGGGUUGGGUCACCGCUACGCCUGCAGAUUCUCGGAGCGCACCACCGGGUUUUGACCCCAGCCUAGGGUAAUUGGCAGAGAGGAAACUGAGGGUGUGUCAGGGGGGACUGCCCCGGGGAAGGCAGCCCCAGCCCCCCGCCCUUCCCGCGCUGAGGUUCUUGGCCGACAGGGGGCGUCCGCAAGCCCGGCUUUGCCACGCUCCCAGCGCUGCCGCUUUGUUUGCAUUCAAAUCCCCGGAGCUGGGGGAGGGGAGAGUCCACAGUAGGGAGACCGAGACCGGGUCUUGGCUAGGAACCUUUGUUUUGGGGUGCAAUCCUCAGAUUCUGCAUCUCUGUUCCCGGCCCCUAGCGUCUAGAUUAGUGGAGAUCCGUUCCGUUGGCCUACUGCCUAGUGCACGGUCCCCGGGGUGCAAUCCCGGAGUUAAGAACAUUCGUCAGAGCCGGGGAGGAGGGGACGCAGCCCUUGACGACCAUUUGUGGGCAUCCCCUGUUGUCCAGGAGAACCCCGCUUCGGCCUCCCCAACCCAUUUCACUUCCCCCCACGAUCCCGCUCCCGCGGAGGCGAGGAGAUUCCCAGAAGCCUGGAACUGACUCGUGGCCCGGUCGCCUCUCUGCGGGAGGGUCAGUGUCUCUAGAAGGCUGUUGGAGAAACAGGACUGGCCCUGGUCAUUUCCACGCCCAUCCCACCCACUUCCUGCCUCCCUCUUGGGCAACAAAGGGGCCUCGGGAAGCUGGGCCCAUUUGGUUCCCGGCCCCACUCCUACUCCAGCCCUGCUGAUGUGGAACCGGGUUUGGGCUCUGCCCGGCUAUUGUCUGCGCUGGGGGAGGGGACGGGCUGGGGCCGGGAACUCUACACACUGCCUGCUUCACCAAGUCCCCCACUGAAGCUCUUUGCCCAACCGGCUGCCUGCGGCUGCUGAAUAAGGGGUAUAUCUCCCCGAAUUAGGUCUUGGGGCUGGCCUGGGUCCCAAUGGUAGCAAGCCCUGUUUUUUAUGGUUAUUGUAAGAAACUCUGAAACCUUUAAGGCCUGAAGGAGCCAAAGAGGGGAGAGUCCCUCUUUUAUUUUUUCCACACAACUCCCUGUUGAAGAGAGGGAGUAGGGAUGGCCUGGAGGCCACAGGCGGCUUUUGAUGACUGCCCACGCCUAGUGCUUGCUGACUAAGUUCCUCUCCUUGCUCUUCUGGGAGACCCCCAGGGCUCUUGGGGGCAGAAGCCAGUUGCAGAAUCAGGAGGAGAUGCAAAGGCUCUGGGGGAGGGCUGCUGGACAGAAGUUUAGACCCUGGGUGUCUGCCAUGGCCCCACACUGGGCUGUCUGGCUGCUGGCAGCAGGGCUGUGGGGCCUGGGCAUCAGGGCUGAGAUGUGGUGGAACCUUGUGCCCCGGAAGACAGUAUCUUCUGGGGAGCUGGUCACAGUAGUGAGGCGGUUCUCCCAGACAGGCAUCCAGGACUUCCUGACACUGACCCUGACAGAACAUUCUGGCCUUUUAUAUGUGGGGGCCCGAGAGGCGCUGUUUGCCUUCAGUGUAGAGGCUCUGGAGCUACAAGGAGUGAUCUCUUGGGAGGCUCCAGCUGAGAAGAAAAUUGAAUGUACCCAGAAAGGGAAGAGCAACCAGACCGAAUGCUUCAACUUCAUCCGCUUCCUUCAGCCAUACAAUGCCUCCCAUCUGUACGUCUGCGGCACCUAUGCCUUCCAGCCCAAGUGCACCUACAUCAACAUGCUCACGUUCACCUUGGACCGUGCAGAAUUUGAGGAUGGGAAGGGUAAAUGCCCAUAUGACCCCGCUAAGGGCCACACCGGACUCCUUGUGGACGGUGAGCUGUACUCGGCCACACUCAAUAACUUCCUGGGCACAGAGCCGGUUAUCCUUCGAUACAUGGGGACCCACCACUCCAUCAAGACAGAGUACCUGGCCUUUUGGCUGAAUGAACCCCACUUUGUAGGCUCUGCCUUUGUCCCCGAGAGUGUGGGAAGCUUCACGGGAGACGAUGACAAGAUCUACUUCUUCUUCAGUGAGCGGGCAGUGGAGUAUGACUGCUAUUCCGAGCAGGUGGUGGCUCGUGUGGCGAGAGUCUGUAAGGGCGACAUGGGGGGAGCACGGACCCUGCAGAAGAAGUGGACGACGUUCCUGAAGGCUCGGUUGGUGUGCUCAGCCCCUGACUGGAAGGUCUACUUCAACCAGCUGCGGGCAGUGCACACCCUGCGGGGCGCCUCUUGGCACAACACCACCUUCUUCGGGGUUUUUCAAGCGCGAUGGGGCGAUAUGGACCUGUCUGCAGUUUGUGAGUACCAGUUGGAACAGAUCCAGCAGGUGUUUGAGGGUCCCUACAAGGAGUACAGUGAGCAAGCCCAGAAGUGGGCCCGCUAUACUGACCCGGUACCCAGCCCUCGGCCCGGUUCGUGUAUCAACAACUGGCACCGAGACAAUGGCUACACCAGUUCCCUGGAGCUGCCGGACAACACCCUCAACUUCAUCAAGAAGCACCCCCUGAUGGAGGACCAGGUGAAGCCUCGGUUGGGCCGCCCCCUACUUGUGAAGAAGAACACCAACUUCACACACGUGGUGGCCGACAGGGUCCCAGGGCUUGAUGGUGCCACCUAUACAGUGUUGUUCAUUGGUACAGGAGAUGGCUGGCUGCUGAAGGCUGUGAGCCUGGGGCCCUGGAUCCACAUGGUGGAGGAACUGCAGGUGUUUGACCAGGAGCCAGUGGAAAGUCUGGUGCUGUCUCAGAGCAAGAAGGUGCUCUUUGCUGGCUCCCGCUCUCAGCUGGUUCAGCUGUCUCUGGCCGACUGCACAAAGUACCGUUUCUGUGUAGACUGUGUCCUGGCCAGGGACCCUUACUGCGCCUGGAAUGUCAACACCAGCCGCUGUGUGGCCACCACCAGUGGUCACUCGGGGGCCCUUCUGGUCCAACAUGUGGCGAACUUGGACACUUCAAAGAUGUGUAACCAGUAUGGCAUUAAAAAAGUCAGACCUAUUCCCAAGAACAUCACCGUUGUGUCAGGCACAGACCUGGUCCUACCCUGUCACCUCUCGUCCAAUUUGGCCCACGCCCACUGGACCUUCAGAGGCCGGGACCUGCCUGCAGAACAACCUGGCUCCUUUCUUUAUGACACGGGACUCCAGGCGUUGGUGGUGAUGGCCGCCCAGUCCCGCCACUCUGGACCCUAUCAUUGCUAUUCAGAGGAGCAGGGGACAAGACUGACUGCAGAAAGCUACCUUGUUGCUGUCGUGGCCGGCUCGUCGGUGACACUGGAGGCACGGGCUCCCUUGGAAAACCUGGGGCUUGUGUGGCUCGCUGUGGUGGCCCUGGGGGCUGUGUGCCUGGUGCUGCUGCUGCUGGUCCUAUCGCUCCGCCGGCGACUUCGAGAAGAGCUAGAAAAGGGUGCCAAGGCCUCGGAGAGGACACUGGUGUACCCCUUGGAACUGCCCAAGGAGCCUGCCAGUCCCCCCUUCCGUCCUGGCCCCGAAACCGAUGAGAAACUUUGGGAUCCUGUCGGGUACUACUAUUCGGAUGGCUCUCUCAAGAUUGUGCCUGGUCACGCCCGGUGCCAGCCUGGGGGUGGGCCCCCUUCCCCACCUCCUGGCAUACCUGGCCAGCCUCUGCCUUCUCCAACUCGGCUCCACCUAGGAGGUGGUCGGAACUCAAAUGCCAAUGGAUAUGUGCGCUUACAGUUGGGCGGAGAGGACCGAGGAGGAUCUGGGCACCCACUGCCUGAGCUCGCGGAUGAAUUACGACGGAAACUACAACAGCGCCAGCCGCUGCCUGACUCCAACCCAGAGGAGUCUUCAGUAUGAGGGACCCCCCCCACCUCAUUGGCGGGGGGGUCUCAUGGGAGGUGCACUCUUAACUUUUGCACAGGCACCAGCUACCUCAGGGACAUGGCAGGGGCACAUGCUCUGCCUGGGACAGACACUGCCCAGCAUUUGCCCCGCCGUGAGGACCUGCUCAGCAUGGGCACUGCCACUUGGUGUGGCUCACCAGGACUUCAGCCUCACAGGAGACACACCCUCCUCUGUGAAUUUGAGACAUGUGGGACCCCAGCAGCCAAAACUUUGCAAGGAAGAGGUUUCAAGAUGUGGGCGUGUUUGUGCAUAUAUGUGUUGGUAUGCAUGUGGAAGAGUGUGUGUAUGUGUGUGUGUGUGUGUGUGUGUGUUAUAACUUUCCUGUCUCUGUCACGUCUUCCCUUGGCCUGGGGUCCUCCUGGUUGAGUCUUUGGAGCUAUGAAGGGGAAGGGGGUCAUAGCACUUUGCUUCUCCUACCCCCAGCUGUCCCGAGCUUUGGGGCAGUGAUGUACAUACGGGGAAGGGAAGGACAGGGUGUUGUACCCCUUUUGGGGGAGUGCGGGACUCGGGGGUGGGCCUAGCCCUGCUCCUAGGGCUGUGAAUGUUUUCAGGGCGGGGUUGGGGGUGGAGAUGGAACCUCCUGCUUCAGGGGGAGGGGUGGGCAGGGCCUCCCACUUGCCCUCCGGGUUCGGUGGUAUUUUAUAUCUGCGCUCUUCUGACAGGGCUGGGAAGGGUUGUUGGGGGGAGGGAAGGGAGGAGGUGGGCAUACUAUGGAUACUGGCCUAUCCUCUCCCUGCUCUGGGAAAAGGGCUAACAGUGUAACUUAUUGUGUCCCCACAUAUUUAUUUGUUGUAAAUAUUUGAGUAUUUUUAUAUUGACAAAUAAAAUGGAGAAAAUGAAAUUUAA